GGGGCAGCGGGCUCAUCUCCGAGAUGCCGAAGUCGUGCGCGGCCCGGCAAUGCUGCAACCGCUACAGCAGCCGCAGGAAGCAGCUCACCUUCCACCGGGAAGCGCCCUUCAAGGCGCCAGCUUCGAGCAGUGUCUGUGCCUCCGGCGCAGUUCACCGAGGCCUGGCAGCCUGCGCCGCACCGGGUGCUCCCCACCCCCCGCGGGGCCUCAGUACACAGUUUCAGUGCUUCUACCACGGAAAAAUGCACACAUCAGUUGGCAGCCCACAGACGACUCUCCACUGGCACCCACUUCCAGUCUCUUCUCACCUGCCCACAGGGAGAGCCAGGUUCCCGUUCAGCCGCCCGGAGCUCCUGAAGGAGUGGGUGCUCAACAUUGGCCGGGUCAACUUCAAGCCCAAGCAACACACGGUCAUCUGUUCUGAGCACUUCAGACCCGAGUGCUUCAGCGCCUUCGGGAACCGCAAGAACCUCAAACACAAUGCCGUGCCCACCGUGUUUGCUUUUCAGAACCCCGCACAGGUCUGUCCUGAGGUGGGGGCUGGUGGGGACGGCACACUGGAAGAGUUUCAGCCUCCAGACACUGAAGGCCCUGUGAAACAGGUCUUACCAGAGAGAACAGAAGCAAUGGAGGCUUCUGGCCUGCCAGCCGGCCCCAUGGGGUUAGAACGGCCCUUCCAGGGACAGCCGUCCGAUCACAGCUAUGCCCUUUUGGACUUGGAUACCCUGAAAAAAAAACUCUUCCUCACGCUGAAGGAAAACAAGAGGCUCCGGAAACGACUGAGGGCCCAGAGGCUGCUGCUUCGGAGGACAUGUAGCCGCCUGCGAGCCUGCAGAGAGGGACAGCGGGGACCACGGGCCAGACGGCCAGCACAGCAGAACUGAGCCCGAGGAGGCUCUGGGAUGUGAGGAAGUGGUUUUCGUCUUUGCUGUGCACAUUCCUACUACUGGUGCUGCAAGGCACCUUGAGACUGGCUAGAUAGGAUGCCCUCAUCAGGGGAGGGCCCAAGUGCUGGGGAACCCGAGGCACAAUCUCGGGUCUCCUAGGCAGCUGUGGGCCUGUCUUGUAACAGUGACCAAAUGUUAGGAGUUGUCACAGCCCUGCCAGAGAUAGCUCCCCGAGGGAGAGGUGGCCAUUCCUGCAGUCCACCUCCAGGAACACGGCUAGUCUGUGGGGUCCUUCUCACCUUCCCAGAGGAGCAGUUCUGAGGGCAGGGCAAGGGUCUCCCACACCAGCCUGUAUUUUUGACGACUCUUUCUGGCCUGGUCUGUGUAAAUAUGGAAUAAAUUCUUUGAACUCUA
Molecule: messenger RNA, 1301 nt
Organism: Microtus ochrogaster (prairie vole)
Lineage: Eukaryota; Metazoa; Chordata; Mammalia; Rodentia; Cricetidae
Gene: Thap3
Product: THAP domain containing 3
Source: RefSeq, a predicted model, not a curated record